This is a messenger RNA of Caenorhabditis briggsae, 1974 nucleotides long. RefSeq names its product Protein CBR-MIG-5 (gene Cbr-mig-5). Gene Ontology annotation, biological process: intracellular signal transduction; canonical Wnt signaling pathway. Gene Ontology annotation, molecular function: frizzled binding. The record is from RefSeq and is a predicted model, not a curated record. The transcript has 6 exons. Gene Ontology annotation, cellular component: cytosol. NCBI's taxonomy places the organism in Eukaryota, Metazoa, Nematoda, Chromadorea, Rhabditida, Rhabditidae. Bases 1 to 1974 code for a protein of 657 amino acids.
AUGGAGCCACCAUGCAGUUCGGACUCCAAUCAAAUAAAAAGUAAGCAAGAUGGUUUUCAGGUAUUUUACUAUCUUGACGACGAAACAACACCGUAUGUGUCCGUGAUUGAUGCUCGGGAAGGUGUCGCGACACUCGGAAAUUUUAAAAAUUCGUUCACCAAGAGAGGCUACAAGUAUUAUGCGAAAGAGUUAGACCCGGAUAUUCAACGAGAAGUAAAAGUUGAACUAAUUUCCGAUACGGAUCGCCUGCGAAGGUCGCAAAAUGGAUUUUACGAGGUUUUCCUUGUUAGCACUCCCGGAUAUGGCACUUUACCAAGGAAUACCGGGACGAUGACAAGACCGCAAAGAGCUGCAAUUGAUAAGAGGCGUCGACGAAGUGCAGAUUUCGAUGCUACACCCUAUUCUGAUGCCAGUCUAGCACCAAGUACCAUUGUUAGCAGGAGAGCCGGAGAACACCUCGCUGAAAUGUACACUUCUAAUUCUGAAGAUCCCUACCAAUACGACGAAUCCACUCGCCGGACCACCGACGACUCAUCGAUGUAUGAGCCAUUGACAGCGAGAGAUAUGAAUAGAUAUCAUGAUGACGAUCGGAGGAAGAAGAAACAGAAGAAAGAUAGAUUCAGAAGGCCCUAUGUACCAAGCACAAUCAGUUCUGCCACCGAAUCAAGUGUAAACAGUGGGCUUCCGAGGAUUCUGGAGAUUUAUUUAUCGAUGAAAAAUGUUCCAUACCUUGGCUUAAGUGUCUGCACCAUGGAUGGCCACAUUUUUGUAUCAGAAAUCGCUCCAGAAGGUGCAGUUGAAAAGGACGGACGAGUGAACGUAGGAGACCAGAUUCUACAAGUAAAUCGAGUGUCCUUCGAAGAUCUAACCGGUCCACAAGCUGUAAGGGCUCUUAGAGAAGCUGCUGGUUCGAAGAGGCCCAUUACUCUCUACAUUAGCAAGUACCGAAGGGCGGCUCCAAGUGAAUACGACGACCCGUUAGCUUCGAUGGCUUCGGAGACGAUGCCCCUGGAUGUUGGAGUUUGGGUGGAGACUGCUGUGCAAGCAACAGAGAAAAUGAAGGCGCUUGGAAUAGAUCCACAGGAGCAAACUAUGACAUCUGUGGACGACGGCACGAUGCCUUUUACUUCAACAGCUUCUGAUGAUGAAGAACGAAUUCUUUACGAUCAACGAAGGAAUGGAAUACCUAGGGCGUUAUUGGAAGAGGCGGAAAGGAAAAAGGAGAAUGAGAGGAAUGAAAAGGCGGAGCAGCUAACGGAAUUGAUAGAUCCCAUAAUUGUAGUUCGUGCCAUGGCUCGCCCGGACUCAGGCCUAGUUAUCAAAAAUCGAAAAUGGCUGAAAAUUUCAGUACCAAUGUCCUUCAUAGGUCAGGACCUGAUUGAUUGGCUAGUGGACCACAUGACAGAUAUCCAUAACAGAAAACGAGCGAAACUGUAUGCCGCACGUCUUCUAGCUGCUGGUCUUAUUCGACAUGUCGUCAGUAAACUAACAUUCACGGAGAAGUGCUAUUAUGUCUUUGGAGAUGGGAUUCUACCAACAGAUCGAACCUCGGCUGACAAUUCUGGAACCAGUGGAACCACGACGACGAGAGUAGAAGCUACCACAGAAGUAACAUAUGUUGGAUCUCCGGCGCCGCAUGCUCUUGCGAAUCGAAUGGGAAGAACCAUUCCUCCUCAUCGCCUGGAAACGACUACACUAAGUCCUGUGGCACACGAUCAAACUUGGCUGAGAAGAAGAAGAGACUGCGAGAGUCCAAUGACUAACGACUAUGCGUCAAUGGUUGGAGAGAGUCAGAUCGGUAUGAAUCCCGCUGGAAAUUACUAUGGAGCGAAGAACUCCCGACAGAUGAUGGUGCCAGCGUCAUCGCAAGUGACGUCUUCUAGUUUGACGAACGGCAGCGGUGGAAUUGGAGGCCCACCCCCGACUCCUCUGUCCAGUACUAUGGUUCUAGCAGCAUCUCCGAUCCAAUCGUAG